Messenger RNA from Periophthalmus magnuspinnatus, 1218 nucleotides. RefSeq names its product HIG1 domain family member 1A, mitochondrial-like. Lineage: Eukaryota; Metazoa; Chordata; Actinopteri; Gobiiformes; Gobiidae. The transcript has 4 exons. The coding region runs from base 142 to 420 and encodes 92 amino acids. Gene Ontology annotation, cellular component: mitochondrion. Gene Ontology annotation, biological process: mitochondrial respirasome assembly. The record is from RefSeq and is a predicted model, not a curated record.
GCGCUCUUUCUCACGUUAUAUAACGCAGCAGUCACAAGGCCGGCUCUUUCUGUGGAGCUUCUCUACUGCUGUAGGUUUAAUCCAUCAUAAACUUUAAUUUCACAGUUUCUGGAUUAAACGUCUCGCUCUGUUUCAGUAAACAUGUCUGAGUAUGAGGGGAAUCAGUCCAAAUUAAUGCGCAAAGCAAAGGAGAAUCCUUUUGUGCCUGUUGGAAUGGCGGGAUUCGUCGGCAUUGUAGGGUACCAGCUUAUGAAGAUGAAAAGCCGUGGGAACGUGAAAAUGUCGGUCCACCUCAUCCACAUGAGAGUCGCCGCUCAGGGCUUCGUGGUUGGAGCCAUGACGCUAGGUGUGAUCUAUUCCAUGUACAAUGAGUUCUACCUCGCAGCCAAACAGGACCAGAAGGCCGUGACCAACAAGUGACGGAUGCCACUCCAUAAAUAUUUAUUAGAUUUACUUUUAGCAGAUAAGCUAAAGCAUUUAUACUUUUGAAUUGCUGUGUUAGCUCCGUAUUACACAAAAGGAUUAAUUUAUCCACUAAACUGUGGACUAAACACAGAUUUAUAUCAACAAAGAGUUGUGGGAAUUUUAAGAAGAAGAUAUUUAAUUGUGUCAUCUGUAUUUUUGAAUCGUUGAGUUGUUUUUGUUUCAAUCUCAAAGGACUUGGCUCAAUGUAAAUGAGCUCUUUGGUCACACAGGGUUUAAUUUUAAUUGUUUUUGUGCAGUGUGAGCUCUUUGGAUGCACUGGGUUUCAUUUUGAUUGUAUUUUUGCAAUGUGCCGAGUGUGAGCUGUGAGCCUUAUUUCACAUAGAAAUAAGGAACAAGGGACAAGGGAGCUUUAAUUAUGGUUCAAACCCCAAAUUUAAAGUAACAUGAACCUUGAAGCCUGAGUAUGAAACCACUGCCAAUGAAUUGUCUAUCAGUACAUUAUGAUCAGGGGUCAAGGGUUAAACCUAACCAUGAUCCUACGUUCCUGUGUUUGGACAAACAGUUGUAGUUAACUUCAUUUGUGGAUUUAAAAAUCCAUCAUCAUGAAGGGAUAAUAAUACAUAUAUUUAUAUAUUCUGCAAUGAAGGUUGCCUUUUUCAACAAUCAAACAUGUUGCAAAUAUCUAAUUACUAAACCAGCCCUUUGGUUUAAUGUUUUGAUAUUAUAUUUUUAAAUAUUUUCACAUGAAUUGUAUUUUUCUUUAAGAAAUAAAAUAUUUCCUACUAUAAAUCU